AAAUUGCACAGAUCCAAUUGACGAAUAAAGCAGCCCCAUCUAUCGGCACACGUGCGAACCAACAAACAUGGCAGCGCCGAUGAUUCGAAAUUCGAAGUAAUGUUCAAAGAUAGUUUUAAAUAUUAUAAAAGUCGAAAACCUUGUCCAGACUUAAAAGAUGUAAUCGAUUUGAAUAAUCCCGAUUAUAACAAAGUUACUGAUUUUAGGAAGAGGUUACCUGAUGAACAAUGCGAAUAUGAAUUGGGAUUAAGACCAGUAAAGGACUGGGAAGUCUUUGAACUUCGAAGUAUUCCAGGACUUAUUUUUAUAAAAAAUCCAUUUACGACAUACGGACAACGAUAUUGGAUUAUAAAAUGCUUGAAAGAGUACUCUAGAGAGCCACAUAAAUUAAACUUAGAUGCUCAUAAUGUUUUAAACAAAGACGAAAAUUGGUGGGAUAUAUGUUUUGGAAAUUCUGACAAAGGUAAAGAAUUAUUACCAAAAUUAAGAUGGGCAACAUUUGGGUACCACCAUAACUGGGAUACAAAAUUAUAUUCUGAAACAUCCAGGACAAAAAUGCCUACUGAGAUAUCUUUGUUGACCUCAUUUUUAGCACAAACAUUAGGUUUUAAGGAUUUUAAGGCUGAAGCAGCAAUUAUUAACUAUUAUAGAAUGAAUUCAACUUUAGCGGGUCAUACAGAUCAUUCUGAAGUUAAUGUGGAAGCACCCUUAUUCUCUAUAAGUUUUGGUCAAACUGCAAUAUUUUUAAUUGGAGGACUUACACAAGAGGAUGCAGCUAACGCAAUGUUUCUACGGAGUGGAGACAUAAUAGUGAUGUCUGGAAAGUCCCGUCUAAGGUACCAUGGCGUACCAAAAAUUUUACCAACCAUUGAUGCACCAUGGGAUGACAUAGAAAUGAAUGAUAAUAAUCAGCACUGUACAUGGAAUGAGAGUGAUUGGAUCAAAGCAAAAACUUACAUUUCUGAAGCCAGAAUAAAUAUGAAUGUAAGACAAGUGUUGAAACCUGGACAAUUGUCCCUGUUGUAAAAUAUUGUACAAAAUUGACUUGUAUAUUUUUAUUAAAAAUACUUAUAUUAAUUA
This is a messenger RNA of Bombus huntii, 1080 nucleotides long. RefSeq names its product nucleic acid dioxygenase ALKBH1 (gene AlkB). The coding region runs from base 100 to 1026 and encodes 308 amino acids. The transcript is spliced from 3 exons. Gene Ontology annotation, molecular function: ferrous iron binding; broad specificity oxidative DNA demethylase activity; oxidative RNA demethylase activity. Gene Ontology annotation, cellular component: nucleus; cytoplasm. Gene Ontology annotation, biological process: oxidative RNA demethylation. The record is from RefSeq and is a predicted model, not a curated record. Lineage: Eukaryota; Metazoa; Arthropoda; Insecta; Hymenoptera; Apidae.